UGCCGCCUGUGAUUGGACGAGCGACGUGUGGUUCAUGCAAGUUCAGGAGGCAUGUUCUAAGUUCUCAAGUUGGAUGGGAAGAUUGAGAAGUGUGAGCUGCAUCUGUGACACAGCGGGGUCUCAAGAAAAAGCCACGGACCACGGAGACGGGCGAAGCCUCUAGGGGGCCAUGUCUGGUGGCAGUAGUGCUAACAACAGCUGGACCAUCCUCACUCCUGAGGAAACUGUUGCUGAAACCCUGAGGCCUUUGGCAGAGGGGAAGGAGCACCAUGAGGAAAGCCCUACAUCUGCAGCAGGUUCUGAGGAGAACCAGCCUGCAAAGGGUACAGAGUCUGCAAAGGGGCUCCCUGUGGAGGACCACCCGGUAUCAGAAGAAAAAACAGCAAAGCUAAGUGGAGACACAAGCACAGAUCAACCUGCCUCCGUGCCCGCCGCCAUCCCUGAUGACCCUGUUCCUACAUCUUUGGACGUGUCCAGCAGCUUGGUCCCUGACAGUGAUGCACUUAGUCAGUCGGAGGGCCUACCUGAGGGCCCGGCACAGUCCAGCCCUGAUCCAGAUUCAUUUUCUGACUCCUACACCCACAUAACCCCUUCCUCUGAUGAGGCCCCAGCCUCACUGCUGAGCACAGAGACUCUGGGAGGGGUGGAGCUCACACAGGAAAAAGAGACGCUCGAGCAAGAAGGAGCACAGCAUCCUCUAAAUGGAGAGGGGCUACAACAGGAAGGGGAGGAGUCGGACCUGUCUCCGACUGACCUAGGGAAACAGGCAGACUCCCCUGUGGAUUCAGAGGUGGCUGAGGAGAGCACUAAGACGGGAGAGGAGGGAGAGCCAGAGGUGAGGAGGAGGAGGUCUCUCUUAGCAGCUCUGGAGCGGAUCGGAAGGACAGAGGAGGAAGAGGAAAGGGAGGAAGACUUUCAGCUGCCACAUCGUGAGGAGGACAGCGGGUUCUCUGUGAACAAGUGCAUCCUCGGUGCUGUCAUACUGCUGGGCCUCGGCACCAUCUUUUUCUCAGGUGUCUUCAUGAACCUGGAUGAGGAGAGUGACUAUGGUACAAGGGAGCUGAAAGACGCAGAGUUACCAGGAAAACAGGAGUGGCUCAAUCCCGAGGUUCCCCCACCUCCGGUAGAUGCUGACAACACAGAGCUUCUAAAUAAGUUAGCCAAAGGGAGCGAGCAGAUUUCUGUGCUACAAGCUCAACUUCAGGCACAGAGAGAAGAGCUAAAAGUAGCCAAGGUUCAUGCAGCAGAGGGAGCAAAGGAGCAGCUGCGUUUGGAGGAGGUGGAGAAGGAAAACAGUAGGUUGAAGAAAGAGAUGGCAUCUCUCCCUGUCCUUCAGAAAGAGAACGAGAGGAUGAAGAGAGAGCUGGAGUCUCUCCCUGCCCUACAGAAAGAACUAGAAUCACUGAGAGCCACUGUGACUGAAUUAAAACUCUCUGCAGCAGCUGAAGCCCCAGUGAAGGCCGCUACGUCGCCCUCCAGUGGCCAACCAGAGGCCAGCACGCAGGGAACAGCCGGCUCCACAGAGAAACAGCCAAGGAAGCCAUCUGAUGAGCAGUGGGAGAAAAAGAAGGAUGUAAAGAAGGAUAAAAAGGACAUGGGCGAGAGGAAAGAGGGAGAGAAAUCUGAUUGGAAGGAAGGAGAGAAGAGAGAGUGGAAAGAUAUAGGCAAAACAGAAUGGAAAAAGGGGAAAUAUGAGCAAGGGAAGUUUGACAAGGAGCAAGGAAAGUUUGACAAGGAGAAAGAUAAGGAAGGAAAGCAGAAGAGGCACAGUGAUGAGACAAAACAGUGGAAGGAGAAGGAGUGGAAGAAAGGAAAGGCGAGCAGAGGUGAUGAAGGAAAGCCAUGGAAGGACAGGGAGGGGAAGAAUGAGCGGAUAGAAAAGAGUGAGAGAAAAGAAUGGAAGGAGGAGAAAGAGCUGAAAAAGGCAAGGCAUGAGAAGGUGAAUGAGGGUAAACAGUGGAGGGGUAAGGAGGAGAAGAGGGAUUGGAGGGCAGGAAAAGAGCAUGGAGAGAAGCCCAAGAGCAGGGAGGAGUGGAAGGGAGAGAAGGAAUGGAGGAAAGGGAAAGAUGGCUACAAGGAGAGUGGCAAAGAGAAGUGGGCAAAAAAAGAUUUGAAAGAGAAAGGAGAGAAGAAAGAGUGGCAGAAAGAUGACUGGAAGAGUAAAAACAGCAAGGAUCAUGGUAAAGAAGGGAAAUGGAAGGGUGAAAGGAAACCGUGGGAAGAGAGCAAAAAUCAUGACAAGGAAAGAAAGGGGAAGGACGAGAGGAAACAGUGGAACGAGAAUGAGCGGAAGAGUAAAAAUGGUAAAGAUGAUAAGGAUUGGAAGAGAAAGGAUGAGAGGAAACAGUGGGAAAAGAAAGAAGAGCAGGGCAAGAGAGGAGGACAGAAAGAGAAAAAAGAUUGGAACAAGGACAAGUCAAGCUCCCAGAAACACAAAGAUGAGCACAAACUCAACAGUAAUCACCUCCACGAGGAAGAGCACGUGUGGGGCGAGAGGAAGCCUCCUCACACACAUCGCCGUCCAUCCCUGGAACAGCCCGAGUACUGGGUCCGGCAGCGAGAUCGCCUCCAGGACAACCCCAAACCAGCACAGCUGUGUGACUCGCUGGAGACCUGUGCCCAGGCUGAGGGUCUGCUGCCUGUUCCCUUCCCUGAUUUCGAGGCCAUCCUCCAGACAUACCUCGCCAAGGCAGAGGAGGCCGGGGUGGAUGCCUCCAAAAGGGAAGAGCUCCAAAAGCUGGCCGCCGAAUUCUUCAAGGAUGGUCUCUUUGUUCACGACCAGAUGAGCUUCACCGAUUUCGUCGAAGAUUUGGCAGAUGUUUUGGAAGACAUGGUGGAAGGAGACGAAAGCGAUGAAGAAGAUAGCGACAUAGAGGACGAAAUGGAGGAGUUUGAAAAAGAAGUCCUGAAAAAGUUUUCAGUGCCAGGAGCUGGAGCGAAAGAAGAGCGAUCCAAAGGGGAGCGGAGGAAGGAGAGCGGACGAGGUCGUGGCUGACGGAAGUGAUAGAAUUGAUGGAUCUGUUAAAAGGAGCUAAGAGCCGUCAUGACGGAUGAGGGGUUAUUCAAAGGGAACAUUUUAUAUUGGACCACAAACGCUUACAAGUAUACAUUUAUCAUCCUGUCAGGCUUUUUACCGGAUCUUAUUUCACCCCCUCAUGUUGUUCAAGAAGUUCGGCUUAAAAUUUUAUUUCACCUUUGCGGGUCGUUUGGUAUUUUACCUGUGCACAUGCGCACACACACACACACACACAUUAGUACUAAAAUAUUGAGUUGGAUCUGAGAAUAAAUGCUGUAUAGUCUUAUUCACACACUACACCUCCUCCCAUUGCAAACGCCACUGUGCACUGUUCUAGUCUACCUAUUGACAUUACUCCAUCUUUACAUAUUAACUGCCCUAGCUUGACUCUUAACGUCCUUCAGUCAUUAACAGUUUUUAUAAAAGGGUGGAGUGAAUGUGACCUGCUGGGGAAAAAAAAAAAGUAGUGAAUAUUUUAUGUAAGAUUUAGAGAACGUUGCUUUGAUCGUGUUUUGAAUGUUUGUACAUAUCGCAUUAAAUGUGUUUAUGCAGAACUAUAUAAUUAACUUAUUUUAAUGAGGUUCUCACAAUAUGAAUAAGUAAACAAUUGGUUGGCACAUAAGGUAUCGACAUGUUGAACAUUUGUGUUUUCUUUUCAGGUACAGAACUCGUGUUGUGCACUAAUGUCUUUAACUAUUGUUUUAUCAUGAAUGUAACAGAUGUUAUUGAUUAGGUUGGUAAAAGAAGCAUGUUUUCUUUCUUAUUUGUUUGUUUAUACACUGACUUAUGAAACGUUGCUGAUUUAAGGGCCCGCAGCCACGUCGAGUGUUUAUCAGAGGGUGUCGAUGCAACAUAGAGAACUCUGUGUGAUUAGAUGUUCAUAUUUGCUCCUGUUACUGUCAUAAGAGCAGAAUAAUAAAUUGGCUGCAGCGCUGUGAUGAAAUAACAA
Molecule: messenger RNA, 3965 nt
Organism: Acanthopagrus latus (yellowfin seabream)
Lineage: Eukaryota; Metazoa; Chordata; Actinopteri; Spariformes; Sparidae
Gene: pbxip1b
Product: pre-B-cell leukemia homeobox interacting protein 1b
Exons: 11
Coding region: 170-2995 (941 amino acids)
Source: RefSeq, a predicted model, not a curated record